GUCUUCUUGAUUAUUGUUAUUUUAGCAAUGAAUUUGAAAAUCAAUUUGGGCUAUGAAUUCAUCACAAUUCAAGAGGAUCAUUUGAUGCUUGAGGGCAUCCCAUUUUAUGCAAAUGGAUUCAAUGCAUAUUGGCUCAUGUCUGUUGCUUCUGAUCCGACUCAGAGAUCUAAAGUCUCGUCGGCAUUCGUUGCGGCCGCCAGGCAUGGCCUCGCCAUCACUCGGGCAUGGGCAUUUUCUGACGGCGGAGAUUCUCCUUUACAAUAUUCUCCGGGCUCUUACAAUGAACAAAUGUUCCAGGGAUUGGAUUUCGUGGUUUCAGAGGCUCGGAAAUGGGGAAUCAGAUUGAUUCUAAGCCUAGUGAACAAUUAUGAAGAUUUUGGAGGAAAACAACGAUAUGUAGAUUGGGCAAGAACGUUCCACGGGGAAAAUGUGUCGUUGGAGGAUGAGUUCUUCACAAACUCUGUAGUGAAGGAUUACUACAAAAGUCAUAUUCAUGUUGUCCUCAACCGGCAAAACAACCUUACGGGAAUUGCAUACAAGGAUGACCCGACAAUAAUGGCAUGGGAGCUCAUUAAUGAGCCCCGAUGCUCUUCCGAUCCAUCGGGAGCUACUUUACAGGCUUGGAUAGCUGAAAUGGCUAGCUAUGUGAAGUCGAUAGAUAGCCACCACCUACUCGAGGUUGGACUCGAAGGCUUUUACGGGCAAUCGGAUGAGGACAAUAGUACACAUUUUCAAACCGGAACGGAUUUUCUAACCAACAAUUUGAUUCCGGAGAUCGACUUUGCAACUAUCCAUUCAUAUCCCGACCAAUGGUUAACGAAUCGAAGCGACGAAGAGCAGAUGUCGUUCUUGAACGAGUGGCACAACAACCACAUUCGCGAUGCGGCUAAGGUUCUCAAGAAGCCUAUUAUGGUUGCAGAGUUCGGAAAGUCUUGUAAGGAUUCGGGAUACAGUACGGCGAAGAGGGAUGUGAUGUUCGAGACAGUUUUUUCGACGAUUUAUUUAUCGGCUAAGGAAGAAGGAGCGGCAGCCGGCGGGUUGUUUUGGCAGCUUCUAAUGGAAGGAAUGGACGGCCUUCGAGAUGGUUAUGAAAUCGUGUUCGAUGAAAAUCCUUCGACAGAUGCAGUGAUCGCAGAGCAGUCGAAGAAGCUUAAUAACAUUCGAAAAGCAUAUGUGAAAAGACAAUUGAAUAGUAAUAGAAAUGUACCAUAG
Andrographis paniculata is the source of this 1212-nucleotide messenger RNA. Its product is annotated as mannan endo-1,4-beta-mannosidase 7-like. The record is from RefSeq and is a predicted model, not a curated record. The annotation marks the transcript as partial. The transcript has 5 exons. NCBI's taxonomy places the organism in Eukaryota, Viridiplantae, Streptophyta, Magnoliopsida, Lamiales, Acanthaceae. Gene Ontology annotation, molecular function: hydrolase activity, hydrolyzing O-glycosyl compounds.